Molecule: messenger RNA, 3091 nt
Organism: Schistocerca nitens (vagrant locust)
Lineage: Eukaryota; Metazoa; Arthropoda; Insecta; Orthoptera; Acrididae
Exons: 15
Coding region: 372-2480 (702 amino acids)
Cellular component (GO): nucleus
Source: RefSeq, a predicted model, not a curated record
AGAGAAGUGAUAGUUUUGUGCAGUGCUUGUUUACUUUAACGUGUUUACACCUGUUAUAGUUCUUGGUUGUUGUAUGCAUUGAUUCACUGUGACAACGUAUUGCUUCGGAAUGCAAAUAACAGUAGUCACCCUAAUUAUACGAAUUUUGACAAAACACCGAAAAAUUUAAAUGUUAUUCGUGUUUGAGAUCAGGAACCUUGCAUCUAAAAUUACAGGCCCGAACGAUAGAUAUUUCGUAUCCGAUUACACCUAAUGGUUAUCUGACAUGGUAAUAAGUCAAAAUCAGUACCAUUUGAGCUGCAGGAAACUGAAACAUGUAAUACCGACAGUUCAUUAAUCUUGGAAGAACUUACGCUGAGUGAGAGCUGAAUAUGCCCAAUGACAGUGCCAGGCUUAAAGCAUUACUUUCAGAUUUGGGCAGAGCAACACUUCGAGGAGUUCGUAAAUGCCCAAAAUGUGGGACAUAUAAUGGAACAAGAGGUGUCUGUUGCAAGAAUAAGGCCUGUAAUGUUGUAUUCAAGGAAGCUGGUGAGAAAAGGAAGCUUUCAACGGAAGCCUGCAAACUUGUUACAGGAACAACAACACAGGUUUAUUCAGUGCGUGUUCGGGACAAAGGACCUGACUAUCGUGGAUUUGUUCAGCUCCCUGUUGUGCAGCAUGCAACAGAAACAGAUUCCAGUUUAGAAAAUGAAGUGAACUUGAUUACACAGACAUCUGCUUUGUGUUUUGUUGACACUUGUCAGAGAUCAUUUGAUGCCAGUGUCCUCAAGUGUCAUGAAAAGUCUGACACGGUGACAUUAACAACAUGUCAGCACAUCCGUGCUGCAAUGCGUUGUUUCACUGAAGCUGUGCCUCUAACUUUGAAGGAUUCUGUUCUGACAGCAUUGAAUAUCAGCAACGAGAUAAAAGAGGCAGUUUGGUUUCUUGCAAAUGAGUCAGCAGGCCCUCUUGUUCAAAGAGUGUCAAAAAAUAUAAUGGCUGUGAAGUGUAAAGCAAGUCCAAAACAUCCAUUGGGAUAUCUGCAUUUUUCAUUUUUCAUGUCAAGGCUGAAAGAUAAAGUGGAAAAUAAAUAUUUCUGCAGCUGUACAGCAUUUAAGGGUCAAGUAAAACAUGCAAGCAAUAAAGAUGACCCAACAUUCAAGAGAUGUGUGCACUUUUAUGCAUGUAUAUGUGCAUUUGCAAGUGACCCAAAACUUUCAGAUGAAUUUUCGUACUAUAUAAAUUUAGACAAGCCAUUGGUGAUACCUACAUCUCUGACAAGUUCAGAUGAAGACUGUAACAAUCAGAUGGUUACAAUCUUGGCCAGUGGGGUACCUUGUGAAGUGGAAGUACAAGUGCUAAGAAAUGAUGCCACUCUCUUGGAUGCUUCCAGUAUACCAGUUUCUGAUGACACUCUGGCAGAGGUACAUAGUUUGGAUGUACUUCAAUCUGACCCUGUCGAAGUACAGAUACGUGAUAUUGACGCAGUUGGAGAGCUGACAUUUACUGAGACAAGCUUAUUAGGUGACACCACUGCUCCACUUGAGGUUGACUACCCUCACUGUGAUCCAUCCAGUUUCCAUAGAAGAUUGCUCCAGGUCCUGACAGUGAAACGGAAACGUGAGGAGCAGACAACACUGCUUGCACUUGUUGAUCAGCCCCCACGUAUAACGGAAAGCUGUGGGAACACUGUUAGUGGAAGUAACAGCAACACUGUCAGUAGCAGAGAGAUAGGCUGUAACACAGCAAAUAGGAGAGGCAGUGCUCCAAAAAUACAGCAGCCUAGAAAACAGACAACAGAAAUUACAGAUCAUAUUGAUGAGACAACAACAAGCUUCUCAUUCACUCAAUGGUUGGCAUCAGUGACAGAAAGAAUAAAUCAAACAAUGCAUUUCCAAUUUGAUGGAAGACCAGACCCACUUGUUUUUCAUAUACCACAGAAUUUCUUUGAUUGCCUUCGUGAACGUAUUUCAUGUGGUAGUAGAAAAAAGAGGUUACCAAAUUCUACCACAGCAUUCAUAAGAAGACAUUCAGUACCAAUAGGGACAUUUACAAAAUACACCUGGAACAUUACAAAUAUCAUUCAAGUGAAGCAAAUUUUUGAAACAUCUCUGAUGCCACUGGAAAUAACACGAAGCUUUAUACAGAAUAGGGAUGGUUCAUAUGAACCAUAUCGGCAUAAAAGUGAUGAGAAUGAAAUUUAUAGAAAAACAAAUUGCCAACCAUUGAUUAAGCCUCUUGAACUGAAGACAUUCCUAAAAGUUGGUAAUACUGCACCUGACCAGACAGACCCAACUCCAUUUGUUAUAGAGUGGAUUCCAAAUAUAUUACCAGAAAGCAGUAUCGGUGAAUUGAGGAUCAGAUUUGAGUUCGGACAUCAACGUAAUGGACAAGUGGAAAAGCAUUUACAAUUAAGGCAAACAUAUUCGAGAUUGGAAUCUCGGCUUAAUGAUGACAUCUCAAUAACAAGAGUAGAUGACUGUGGUUUAUUGCCAAUGUGAUACCUCUGUAAAACGUACAUGUUAAGCACUUAAGAUCUGAAGAUUAGCUAUUAUACAUUAUUGGUACUCAUGAGUAGUAAUUUUACUGUUUUAUAAGAUUUUCUGAAGUACACUUAGUGAGAUGUACGUAAUUCUUUGGGGAAGUAGUGUAUGAACUGUUGCUUUUGUAGAUAGAGAAACCAUAAUCAAGGCCACUCAGCUGUGAUAAUGCUAUACUUUCUAUGCACUAUAGUUUAAAUGUGUUACAGAAGGGGAACUGUCAGUGUAAUUUUGUUAUUACAUAUUUUAGUAAAGAAUUUAGCAGCUUUUGCAUUGUUAUAUAUGUUUAAAAAAUUGUGGCUUUUUGUGAUACUUUCAAAUUGCAAUUAAAGUUGGAAAAAGUGUGCUUUUUUGGGUAGAUAAUACUCACUAUGAAGACUUGAAAAAAUUAUAGUGUAUGUUUGUUACAUGGCUUGUCAGUGAAGGUGUGAGACUAAGUAUGAACCACUAAAUAGAAGCCAUGCUAAAAAUGUGCAUACUGCCAUACAAUACCGGUCACAGUGAAUAUUGUUUCAAUGAUGAUAAUUGUGAGUCACAUGAUUACUACAUAAUAAAAAUGUGGGUCUCUCUAA